UCAAAGACUUAAACUACUUCAGUCUGUGUGCACUGAAUUUAUUUAAUACACCAGUUUCACAAUUUGAGUUGAAUUACUGAAAUAAAUUAACUUUUCCACGACAUUCUAAUUUGAGAUACUCCUGUAUAUAUACGUCACGAUUUGGUCAUUUACCUGGAUACUCGAAUGUAAACAACAGCAUGGAUUGCAUGGUUAAUGUACUACGGAAUACGUUGUUUUGAUAAUUUAUGCUGUCUAAACCACGUAAAAAAUGUGUGGAAGCUGCUAAAACAUAGAGAAGGUCUGUGAUUUAGGACUAAGCAGGAAAGGGCACAAUAUUUUGACAAACUACAGUUAAUAGGUGGUAAAGAUAUUUAGGAGCAGCAUUAAUUAAGAUAUUAGCCUAAUAUUUCAACUACCUGACCGGAAAUAAGAACAAACACAAAUGUAAAGAUUCUUGCCCUGGAAAUCCUGGUUCAGUUUGGCCAACCACAACACCUUUUGUUUCUCAGGCAGUUUUUUGCACUCUUCUCCUUGAUUUGUUAUAACUUUUGGCAGUCUAUAGUUCUAUAAAUGUUUUACCCGGUUCGACCGAUUAGUACAGCCCAAAACAUGACAAUAAUUGAUCAUUUCGUUCGAUCAAGUUUCAUCCAUUUUAGUGGCAAAUAUUUUUUGCAUAUACGAAUGGAAAAAUUACACUGGAAAUAUGUUUAGAACUUGAUCAAAAAGCAGGCUAUAUGAAACAGAGUUGGUUUAAAUCAACAUAUUUUAUUAAAACGUCUUUAAAUUCUAUUAAGAAUAUGAGUUUUAGUAAUGAGUAUUGCUUGAUGCUCAUUACAUUUAUAUGUUUUACAUGAAUUUGUUUAAAUUAUGUGCUGCACGGAACUGCAAUUAAACAUCGUCAUUAAAAAAUUCAAAUCUGUUGAGAUGUCAGGUCGGACCUCCAAUCACUACUAAUAUAGAUAAAAUCUAGAAUUUUCUUUUAUUAACAUGACAAAUCUAGUAAAGAACAACUUAAAAGAGAAAAGGUCAUAACUGAUAUAUCGACAGUUUUCUAUAAAUACUGGGUAGCCCAAGAAAAAUAAGGAUUCGUAAAGAGAAAUUUAAUUAAUUAAGUUAACCUUUUUGCUAUAAAACAUUAUAUGUCUGUCACUAUAUUAACGCAAUGACCAUUUUAUCAUAUUGCUGUUGUCUACAACCAAUUGAUAACUAAUAAGAUUUAAGCGUGAUUUAGUUAAUGGAUGUUGUUUUGAAAUCAUAGGACUAAUCGUAGGUGUUGAAUGUGCGCAUGCGCAGUAGAUCAUCUAUCUAGCAACAGAAGCUAAUGGACAGAGCACCGUCUGUUUUAAAGAUGGACCUUCGUAAAGGUAACGUGGCGGCCGCAGGACGGGUGAUAAUGGACGUGAUCCAGGCUGAAUGGGAGCCGCUGUCUCACUGGGAGCUUGACCAGCGACUGGACCGUGCAGUGGAAGAAAUGAUAGAGGCCGACCUGGUGGCCCAGGUCCAGGAGCAGGCAGCUGUGUUAACGCAAGCAUCUCAACAGGAGAAUUCAACGCCAUCACAUCAGGCACAAACAGCAACUCCUCAGGUGUCAGAGUCCAGGAAGCCUGUUAAGGAGUCUGCCUUGCAGCGUGCACAUGCUACUGAAGUCAUGGAGGCAAAUCCUACUGUACAGUAUGUGACAAAUUUCCUGCAAAGCUCCAACACAAGCUACAGCAAGAACCGAUUGUCUGGAAGAGCUCGACUGUCCUUGUCUCACACUGUCCUCCUGUCCCUCACCCUCCUGUCCAGACGCAUCAGCUAUCGCAGCGUAUCCUCUAGUUUCCAUCUGGAAAAGGGAAAUAUUCACAGGAUCUUCUUCUCUUUCUGUGAUCAAGUGAUCGCACAAAAGGAUCGGGUCAUUCAGUGGCCUACAGGACAGGAGGUCCUACGGCAUCUGCUUCCUUUCUCCAGCUGGCUGAGUCGCAAUGAGGGUCUGGAAGAGAGAGGUCUUCCUCAAGUGCUCGGGGUGCUGGGUGACACGCGCAUCCCCAUCCGCCUGCCUGCUGGCAAACCGGACAGCGAGAGCGACGCUCCGGAAGCCAAGAGACCUAAGAACGAAGCACAUCCAGAUUCAUGGCUGAACUUGGAGUUGGUCUGCAAUGACAAGGGUCGCUUCAUUUACUGCCACAUUAGCAAAGGGUCAGAAAAAGACACAGGAAGCACAUUAGCUGAAAGGAUUCGGCAAAACCCUGAGAUGUUGCCUCCAGGGACCUGCCUGAUAGCCAGAGUCGGAUACCCCCUCACAGAACAAAUACUUACUCCGUUUUCAGCAGGUCGAAACCCACAGGAAAACCUCUACAACAAAUCGGUGAGGAGCCAUUUGAGCCGAUUCAACCAAGCUGUGGCGGACUUAAAAGAGCGAUUCCAGAAAUUGAGAUAUUUGGACAUGGGAAAUUAUGAGAGAGCAAAAGCAGUGGUUCUGACUGCUUGCGUAUUACACAAUGUUUUUCUGGACAUGGGGGAUGUGACAAAGGGACUGAUAGACAGAAGCAUACCGGAAGAUCUUGAAGAGGUAAAUGAAGAUGCUGCUGGGGUGAAAAUGAGGGAGACUGUAGUGAAUCUGCUUUAUAGCACAUUGGAAGCAGCGCCACAAUAAGAAUUUUGACACUGAUUUACAUAUUUAAAGGGAUAGUUCACCCAAAAAAGACAUCCUUCACACAUCAUUCUAAACCCAUGUGACUCGUUCAUCUUUGGAAAACAAAUGUAGAUUUUAGUAUUCUUUCAUCAUUUUUAUCCAUUCACUGAAACCAAAACUUUCAUUCAUCAAAAAGUGCAAAACGAAAUAAUCCAUAUGAAUCAACGUUUUAGUCGAAUGGACCAAAGUUUGAUUAAAAUUAGCUUAAUUUGUGAUGAACAAAUAUCUUAAAGGUUUAAGGGACACUUAAAUGAUAAAAUAGAUUAAAUUGUCAUUUUUGGGUGAACUUUUAAUCACUUUAAAGCUCAAAGAUUGAGUGUGUAAUUAAUGAAUAUUUGUUGAUAUAAAGAAGUUUUGCAGAAAAAAAUGAUAUACACAUUUUGUAUGCCUUUUUUAUUAAAACAUAAAAAUACAAUGUGCAAUUUGUGCUUUACUCAUUUUACUCAUUUUGCAACAAUUUAAACAGUCAAAGGGGCAUGUCUGACUUUGACAUGUAUAUAUUGCCAUUAUUAUGUAAUCAAAAUGAAAUUCAUUAUUGCUGCUCUUCAAUGAUAAUGUCAAGUUACUUUAAUAUUUUUGCACCAAAAAAUGAUAAGGAUUUAUGCUGAUAUUGUCCAAAACCACACUUUGCCAGGGGUGUUUCCAAACUUUUGCCAGUGUAUCUACUCAACACGUAGCUAUGAGCGAGGGGGACAAAUUAAUAUUUCCUGAUCAUAAAUGUAGGGGUGUAGUUAAAAUCAGUCUCAGCCAAUGGAAAAUAUAAUAUAAGAAAAUAUAAAUUAAAAGAAAAAGGGUUUAAAAAGAUAUUUUUAAAAAUAACAAAAAUAUUUCAAUAUUAUUUUAAGUUGAAAUUUAGGAGUUAGGGAUUGGGACAGCCACCUUCCAAUUGCAAGUACCCUCUAAACGAUGAUUUUAUAUAUAUUAAGCUUGCUGAUAUUUUAAAUAUUAUUGUGGGUUUCGAUAGAUAAUAAAAAGAUCUUAGUAAACAUCUACAUUUUAAAUACUUAAAUGCUUUUUAAAUACGUUUUUUUUGGUUGUGGGACAGCAGUUUGGACCAAUUCUAUAUUAUGGCCCAUAUAUACUGUAAUAAAUAUAUGGUUCAUUGUUUGUUCAUGUUAGUUAAACCAUUAAUUAAUGGAACCUUAUUGUAAAGUGUAACCAAGUGAAUGAUAAUAACAUAGGUCCAUUCGUGUCAAAACAAAACACCUUAGGAACAAUAUGUAAGUGAUGGUGGGAAUUGUUAUUUUUGAGUGAACUAUCCUUUUACAGCUCUUGAGAUUCUGUGUGUAAUUAAUGUAUAUUUGGUAGUAUAAAAAAAGCUUUAGCAGAAACAAAUUGUGAUAAACAUUCUUUUAU
Labeo rohita (rohu) is the source of this 4012-nucleotide messenger RNA. RefSeq lists its product as uncharacterized. Lineage: Eukaryota; Metazoa; Chordata; Actinopteri; Cypriniformes; Cyprinidae. Bases 1304 to 2617 code for a protein of 437 amino acids. The transcript has 4 exons. The record is from RefSeq and is a predicted model, not a curated record.